UAUAUAUAAAUAUAAAUAUUAUUGUACACACUCUUCAAUUUUGCUCUGUUCUUCUCUGAGAUUGAUUAUAUACAUAUAUAGAUAUAUAUACUGAGAGAGAGAGAGAGAGAGAGAGAGAGAGAGAGAGAUUGAUUGUGUUGGGAGGACAAAACGAGGAUACGAUGAUGAGCAACAACGUUAACCAUAACAACAAUGGUGUUCAUCAUCAUCAUCAAAGCUUCGGCGACACAACGUUGACGAAGGUGUUUGUCGGAGGGCUGGCAUGGGAGACGCCAUUGGAGACCAUGAGAGAGCACUUCGACAAGUACGGCGAGAUCUUGGAGGCCGUAAUCAUCUCCGACAAGCUCACCGGCAGAUCCAAGGGCUAUGGUUUUGUCACUUUUAAGGAUGCCGAGUCCGCCCGGAAAGCUUGCGGCGAUCCGUCGCCGGUCAUCAACGGCCGCCGUGCCAACUGCAACCUGGCUUCUCUCGGCGCCCGCCGCCCCAAACCACCUCCCACCACCACUACCUCCCCGCCUCCACAAGGGCACAACAUUGGAGCAAGAGCUACCUCGACGCCACCCCCAAAUUACGUACAAUGGUACUAUCCAACAGGAGCGCCGCCGCAGGCGGUGGCUGCUUCCCCGUUCCAUCACCGGCGCCACCCGAAUCACCAAGCUGUUCCUUUCUAUGGGUAUUCUCCAGCGUACAUUCCCUCAAACGUAAACUACAAUCAUAAGGUAAACUACGGUGGGGCCAACAUGAACGGGCAUUACUCUCAAUUGUAUCCAGGUCAGCCUGUUAUAGGUGCAAAUUUGCUGUUGCCAGUGUAUCCUUUCUAUCAAUUUCAUGGACCGACAGUGGGCCCUCAGGCCCAUAUCUAUCCAUCCGCUACUGUCGGCCCAAUAUCUACAGAUCCGGCCCUAAUGAUAAAGCCCAAAUCAGUUGCCCCUCAAGCAGUUGGGUGUUGAACAGAAACAGCUGGCACAGCAGAAGUUCUGAAGGGGGUGGCAAAGGCUAAAAGAAAUUAGUUGUGGGGUGCAAAAUGCAAAUAAGAAAAGGUUGUGAAGGAGAUGAAUAGAUGAUGGCUGCUUAGAAAAAUGACAAUUAUUAUUAUUGUAAAGAAAAUGAUUAUUAUUAUUAAUUUAUAUUAUUAUUAUUAUUAUUA
Messenger RNA from Ipomoea nil (Japanese morning glory), 1147 nucleotides. RefSeq names its product probable RNA-binding protein ARP1. Bases 162 to 950 code for a protein of 262 amino acids. The transcript is spliced from 6 exons. The record is from RefSeq and is a predicted model, not a curated record. Gene Ontology annotation, molecular function: RNA binding. Lineage: Eukaryota; Viridiplantae; Streptophyta; Magnoliopsida; Solanales; Convolvulaceae.